AUGUCUGCAUCAGAAGUGUCCAUUGGGAGUCUGUUAGUCCAAGAUAACAAGGAAGGGAAGGAGCAGGCAGUCUAUUAUCUGAGCAGAACUCUGACAGAAUUGGAAAGGAAAUAUUCUGCAAUUAAAAGGCUUUGUUUGGCCUUAUACUUCACUGCUGUGAAGCUCGGGCACUACAUGUUGCCAUUCACCUUCUACAUUAUUGCCAGGACAGACCUAAUCAAAUACAUGCUAACAAGGCCAAUGUUGAGAGGCAGAAUUGGAAAAUGGACUCUGGCCUUGACAGAAUUUGCUUUCAGAUAUGUCCCUCAGAAAGCUGUAAAAUGA
Prunus armeniaca (apricot) is the source of this 324-nucleotide messenger RNA. Lineage: Eukaryota; Viridiplantae; Streptophyta; Magnoliopsida; Rosales; Rosaceae. The record is from the annotation of a GenBank genome assembly.